Molecule: messenger RNA, 360 nt
Organism: Parnassius mnemosyne (clouded apollo)
Lineage: Eukaryota; Metazoa; Arthropoda; Insecta; Lepidoptera; Papilionidae
Source: the annotation of a GenBank genome assembly
AUGAUGUUUAACAAUAAAAUAUUAUUGUCUCAACGGAAUGGUGAUCAAGAGAUUGUGAUAGCGUACUUCAGCAAGUCGUUGUCAAAGCCGGAAAGGAACUAUUGUGUCACAAGACAGGAAUUGCUUGCUGUGGUAAAGUCCUUGCAGCAUUUUAGCAAAUAUCUUCUGGGGCGGAAAUUCCACUUACGAACUGACCAUGCUGCACUGGAAUGGCUAUUGCAGUUCAAAAAUCCGGAAGGACAAGUUGCGAGAUGGAUUGAACUACUGCAAGAAUACGACUUUGUGAUCGAACAUCGCAGCGGGAAAUCUCAUGACAAUGCAGAUGCAUUGUCAAGAAGACCUUGCCCUGAAGAUUGCUAG